AUGGCGCUGACCCGGUGCGGCUGGCUCCUCAUCAGCGCUCUGAUGCUGAACGCGAGGGCAGAAAUCUCCAUCACCCCCCAGCCCGCCAAGCCAGCAGAGGGGGACAAUGUCACCCUGAUGGUCCACGGGCUUUCGGGGGAUCUCCUGGCCUACAACUGGUACGCGGGACCCACGCUCAGCCUGACCUACCUGGUGGUCAGCUAUAUCGUGAGCACAGGGGACGAGACCCCCGGCCCCGCUCACACAGGGCGGGAGGCUGUGCGCCCUGACGGCAGCCUGGACAUCCGGGGUGCCCUGCUGGGGCACUCGGGCACCUACAUCCUGCAGACCCUCAACAGGCAGUUUCAGACCGAGGUGGGCUACGGACACAUGCAGGUCUAUGAGAUCCUGACCCAGCCCACGGUCACAGCCAACAACACGGAGCUGGUGGAGCGUAGAGACACCCUGCGCCUCACGUGUAGCAGCGCCAGCCCGGCCGAGGUCCGCUGGUUCUUCAAUGGCGAUGCCUUGCCCGUCCCUGUCCGCCUUGGCCUGUCCCCCGACGGCCGGAGGGUGACCCGGCACGGCGUUCGCAGGGAGGAGGCGGGAGCCUACCAGUGCGAGGUGUGGAACCCUGUCAGCGUCAGCCGCAGUGAACCCGUCAACUUGACCGUGUACUUUGGGCCAGAACGCGUGGCCAUCCUCCAAGACUCCACGGUGCGCACGGGGUGCACCAUCAAGGUUGACUUCAACGCGUCCUUCACCCUGUGGUGCGUGUCGCGGUCCUGCCCAGAGCCCGAGUACGUGUGGACCUUUAAUGGUCGGGCCCUGAAGAACGGUGGAGACCACCUGAACAUCAGCGGAAUGACGGCGGCCCAAGAGGGGACAUACACGUGUAUUUCAAAGAACCCCAAGACGCUGCUGUCGGGAUCAGCCUCUGUGGUGGUCAAGCUGUCUGCGGCAGCUGUCACCACGAUGAUUGUGCCUGUGCCGGCCAAGCCCAUGGAGGGCCAGGAUGUGACCUUGACGGUCCAGGGCUACCCUAAGGACCUGCUGGUGUAUGCCUGGUACCGCGGGCCUGUGUCUGAGCCCAACCGGCUGCUCAGCCAGCUGCCAUCGGGGACCUGGAUCGCGGGCCCCGCGCACACGGGCCGGGAGGUGGGCUUCGCCAACUGCUCGCUGCUUGUGCAGAAGCUGAACCUCACAGACGCCGGCCGCUACACGCUCAAGACCGUCACGCUGCAGGGCAAGACCGACACGCUGGAGCUGGAGCUGCAGGUGGCCCGAUGGAGCCACCGCUGCCUGCUCAUCCAGCCGGGCGGUCCCCCAAAGGGGAAGUGGGUCACCCAAAGUCAUCCGGCCAUCGGCCGCCAACUCAGGACAUCAGGGGCUCUGGGAGGCUGGGACACCUGCAAGAUGGGCGCCUGGCACACGGCAGCCACUAGGUGGCGCCAGUGCGUCACCAGCCAGCUCUUAAGGCCAGGUGAGCCGAGCCGCCUGGACAGACAGAGCCCUUACCCUGACUCAGCCACUGUCACCAGCAGCCUGGACCUGGACCAAGCAGUGACCUCCUCCCUGGGCUCCUCGACCUCCAUAGUCUGCUCCCCACCUGCAGAAAAAACAACCCUAGUCCUCUUGGUCCCCCUGAGUGACGCUGAAGUUGGACUCCAAACCCUCGUGCUGCAGUGGAAGUCUCUGGCUACCUCCUCCCGCUCCCUGUUCCUGGAGGCCGCAGAGCGUGGAUGCUGUCAAGCAAAGGAGGGCAUCUUGCAGACGACUUUCUCCAUGUCUCUUCUAAACCAGAAAGGACUGGGAUGGGACUUCAGCCCUCUGGGCAAAGAGCAGACACAGCCCACCGCCCCAACUGGCAAAAGUGGAGGGGACGAGGCACCACUCCCCACCCCAGCGCAGGCUGGGAGUGACAUCAGCCCCAUUCUCCAGGACAAACUGAGUCUCCAGAGAGGGGAUGGUUCCUCUGAGGUUCCACAGGCACUCGGGCUGGAGGUGAGCCUGGAGCCCCGGUCUGCUCCCCCUCCCCUAUUUCCCGUGGGGGACGUGCAGAGAAAGAGUGAAAGAGGAGGGAAGGGCCCCGUGGGCCCCGAGUGGGUGCAGGGCCCCCCGCAGCGAGAGACGCAUUCAACACUUCUGCACGACCCCCUCCCCAAUCUCCGCAGCUAG
Messenger RNA from Castor canadensis (American beaver), 2157 nucleotides. RefSeq names its product CEA cell adhesion molecule 16, tectorial membrane component (gene Ceacam16). Lineage: Eukaryota; Metazoa; Chordata; Mammalia; Rodentia; Castoridae. The record is from RefSeq and is a predicted model, not a curated record.